Messenger RNA from Musca domestica (house fly), 1461 nucleotides. It is a transcript of the gene aurB, whose product is annotated as aurora kinase B. Gene Ontology annotation, biological process: mitotic spindle organization; regulation of cytokinesis; protein phosphorylation. The transcript has 3 exons. The coding region runs from base 154 to 1128 and encodes 324 amino acids. NCBI's taxonomy places the organism in Eukaryota, Metazoa, Arthropoda, Insecta, Diptera, Muscidae. Gene Ontology annotation, molecular function: ATP binding; protein kinase activity. Gene Ontology annotation, cellular component: chromosome passenger complex; spindle midzone; spindle microtubule. The record is from RefSeq and is a predicted model, not a curated record.
AGUUGAGACUAGCGUCGUUUUUGAAAGGAGGAACGUUCGUUUGGCGGCAUUUGUUGAUCUAAAGUUAUUUAACAUACCUCUACAAAAUAGUAUUUAUUUGAAAAUUAAUUAAUUGUUAUAUUUAAAAAAAAAAUACUUCAAUCAUAAAAAAACAUGCACAAAUCAGCAAAAAAGCCACCAAAUCGCCAUGAUUUGCCAAAGCUAAUGGAAAAGGUUCCAGACGAACACAAGGACUAUGUGAAAGACCUGUGUCUCAGAAUGUUGCAGCAUCCAGCAUAUGGCACAGCAUACGAAUGGUCGACGCGUGAUUUUGAAAUGGGUGCACCUCUGGGUAGAGGCAAAUUUGGACGUGUAUAUCUGGCCCGGGAGCGCCACACACAUUUCAUGGUGGCCAUGAAGGUGCUGUUCAAGGCAGAAUUACAAAAAGGUAAUGUUCAACGCCAGGUCCUGAGGGAGAUAGAAAUUCAAUCACGUCUCAAACAUCCGCAUAUCCUACGUUUGCUUACCUGGUUUCAUGAUGAUAGCCGUAUUUAUUUGGCUUUGGAGCUGGCAUCACAGGGCGAAUUAUUUAAAAUACUACGACGUUCGCCAAAUUGUCGUUUCGACGAACCCCGUGCCGCCAAAUAUACAUAUCAAGUAGCAGAUGCCUUGCACUAUUGUCAUUUGAAUAAUGUUAUACAUCGUGAUUUGAAACCGGAAAAUAUACUAUUGACCGCAGCCGAUGAUGUGAAGUUGGCUGAUUUUGGUUGGUCAGCACAUACCAUUUCAAAUAAACGUAAAACCCUUUGCGGUACAUUGGAUUAUUUACCCCCCGAAAUGGUUGAGGGCCAUACCUAUGACGAUUCCGUUGAUCAGUGGUGUUUGGGAAUUCUAUGCUAUGAAUUCUUGACCGGUGGCCCACCAUUCGAAUCAAAUGAAAACGAGGUGACCUAUGAUAAAAUUCGCCGUUUGGCCAUACAUUAUCCACCUUACUUAUCGGUCGGAGCUAAAGAUGUAAUAUCAAAUUUGUUACGUAAAACUGGUAGCUCCCGUCUAACCUUGGUAGAUGUAAUGCAACAUCCGUGGGUGAAAAAAUGCAUGGAAAAGCGGAAUAAAGAAUUGUUGGAGUUGGAAAAGCAACAUGCAUAAUUGAGCAAUCUGAUUGCUUUUCUGAUUUAAUAACAUAUUUGGUCUGUUCCAGAACUUCAAGAAUGUACAAGUUUUUACAACGAUAACUGAUUUUCCAUUUAUGAAAUCGAAAAAAAAAUUGCAAAAAUAGUACAUUCUUUCAGGUUCUGGAACAGAGCAAUAUUUUUUAUAGUUGUUUAAUUAGUUUAAUUUGAUGUUUUCUUGUUCACAUUUACUUAAUCUUUUUGUAAGCCUCCAAGUCAAUUAUCUAGUGAAACAAAUACCCGUCUCAUAACUUUAAUAAGUGUGUCUGUUUUUACAAUUGAAAAAAAAUAUAUUAUUGAUAAACUAGUA